AGAGGCAGCGGCUGGCGCCCGUUUCCUGCUGGCCUGGCGGCGGCUGGUGCCACUACUCAGCGUUGGUCGGGCGGGAGAAUAAUGCGGCGCAGAUCUCGGCUGCUGCUCUGCUUCGCUUUCCUCUGGGUGCUGGGGAUCGCCUACUACAUGUACUCUGGGGGAAGCGCCGCGCUGGCCGGAGGCGGCAGGAAGGAGGAUCCAAAUAAUAUCAACACACUAAAAAAGAAAGAUCAACACAGCAAUGGGGAUGAAAAGUCACAAAACUUGGAGACCCUGCCUCCAGGAAAAGUUAGGUGGCAAGACUUUGACCAGGAUGGUUAUGUUGGAGUCACUAUGGUCAAAGCUGGUCAAGACCCAUAUGCCCGCAAUAAAUUUAAUCAAGUGGAGAGUGAUAAACUACGAAUGGACAGAAAUGUUCAGGAUACAAGACAUGAUCAGUGUCAACGAAAACAAUGGCGGAUAGACUUACCAGCUACUAGUGUAAUCAUCACUUUUCACAACGAGGCCCGAUCAGCUCUCCUUCGAACUGUUGUCAGUGUUCUCAAAAAAAGCCCACCACAUCUUAUUAAGGAAAUUAUAUUAGUAGAUGACUACAGCAAUGAUUCUGAGGAUGGUGCUUUAUUAGGUAAAAUUGAGAAAGUGAAGAUACUGCGAAAUGAUCGCCGGGAAGGUUUGAUGCGUUCUCGUGUUCGUGGGGCAGAUGCAGCACAAGCAAAAGUACUUACAUUCUUGGAUAGUCACUGUGAAUGCAACGAGCACUGGCUGGAGCCUCUCCUGGAGAGAGUAGCUGAGGACAAGACCCGAGUUGUAUCUCCUAUCAUUGAUGUAAUUAAUAUGGACAAUUUCCAGUAUGUGGGAGCCUCAGCUGAUUUAAAAGGCGGCUUUGAUUGGAAUCUGGUGUUCAAGUGGGAUUACAUGACACCUGAGCAAAGAAGAGCACGGCAAGGAAAUCCAGUUGCUUCCAUAAAAACACCAAUGAUAGCUGGUGGACUCUUUGUGAUGGACAAACUUUAUUUUGAAGAGUUGGGAAAGUAUGAUAUGAUGAUGGAUGUAUGGGGUGGAGAAAAUCUAGAGAUUUCAUUCCGUGUGUGGCAAUGCGGUGGGAGUCUUGAAAUCAUCCCGUGCAGCCGAGUUGGUCAUGUCUUCCGCAAGCAACAUCCUUAUACCUUUCCAGGGGGAAGUGGAACUGUUUUUGCAAGAAAUACACGCAGAGCAGCAGAAGUCUGGAUGGAUGAAUACAAAAACUUCUAUUAUGCAGCAGUGCCUUCUGCCAGAAAUGUACCUUAUGGCAAUAUUCAAAGCCGAAUGGAGUUGAGAAAGAGACUUAACUGCAAACCAUUCAAGUGGUACCUUGAAAAUGUAUAUCCUGAACUAAGGGUACCUGAUCACCAGGAUAUAGCUUUUGGGGCUUUGCAGCAAGGAACUAAUUGCCUUGACACAUUAGGCCAUUUUGCAGAUGGCGUUGUCGGUGUUUAUGAAUGUCAUAAUGCUGGGGGAAAUCAGGAAUGGGCCUUAACAAAGGACAAGUCAGUGAAGCAUAUGGAUUUGUGCCUUACGGUGGUAGAUCGAACUGCUAGCUCACUCAUCAAACUUCAGGGCUGCAGAGAGAAUGACAGUAGACAGAAAUGGGAACAAAUAGAAAGCAAUACCAAACUGCGGUACGUGGGCAACAACUUGUGUUUAGACAGCCGAAAUGCCAAAAACGGCGGUCUGACUGUUGAAGUCUGCAGUCCUUCACUGUCUCAGCAGUGGAAGUUCACACUGAAUCUACAGCAGUAGAAACGCUCAGACAGAUGUAACUGUCUCAUUUCCUAAACCUUGGGCAACAUUUUGAUUGCAUUACUGAUACUUUAUAUACCUCAGUAUUCCAUCUUUUUCUGAAAAGUGAAGGUGAACAUAAGGAAAUCAAAGGAACUGGGGAUCCUGCCAUCAUCUGAUCAAAUGUAGCUGAAGCAGUGCUCAUCCCCCUCCCAC
Thamnophis sirtalis is the source of this 1974-nucleotide messenger RNA. It is a transcript of the gene GALNT2, whose product is annotated as polypeptide N-acetylgalactosaminyltransferase 2. NCBI's taxonomy places the organism in Eukaryota, Metazoa, Chordata, Lepidosauria, Squamata, Natricidae. Gene Ontology annotation, molecular function: polypeptide N-acetylgalactosaminyltransferase activity. Gene Ontology annotation, cellular component: Golgi apparatus. The record is from RefSeq and is a predicted model, not a curated record. Gene Ontology annotation, biological process: protein O-linked glycosylation.